Molecule: messenger RNA, 2644 nt
Organism: Erpetoichthys calabaricus (reedfish)
Lineage: Eukaryota; Metazoa; Chordata; Cladistia; Polypteriformes; Polypteridae
Product: galanin receptor 2a
Exons: 1
Coding region: 301-1596 (431 amino acids)
Biological process (GO): neuropeptide signaling pathway
Cellular component (GO): membrane
Molecular function (GO): G protein-coupled receptor activity; peptide binding
Source: RefSeq, a predicted model, not a curated record
UCCCACACAGACUUGAGGGCUCCGGACCUGAAGCCACCAAUCUUCUUAGAAUGGGCACGAGCGCCGCGAGAGGGUAUCAGAGUGGAGGGAGCUGUCGCCCACACCAUCGCGGGGAUUUGUUGUUACCCGUUACUGAUCUUAAUGUCUUUCGUGGACUUUAGCCAAGUACGAUGCUACUUUACUCGUCUGCGUGAAGCCGUUUGACUUUACGGGUGAGUUCUGCUUCUGCCGGGCGGCUUGUGUGUUAAAGAAGAGUGGGAUCACGCUUGUGGAUAACGGAGGGGACGACUUGGGGUCAACAUGAAUUAUACGGAGUUCUACGUAAAUUUCGGUCACCUGUUUCCUAAGAACCUGUCCCUUCUUAGGCACAUUAACAACCCGAGCCUUAAGGAGUCGUUCGCUAUGACGGAUGAUGUGCUGUUCUCUGGCCAUGAACCUGGCACCAUCGCGCUGAUCGUUAUCUACGCGCUCUCCUUUAUUGUCGGGCUCGUGGGAAACGUCAUGGCUCUAAGGGUCUUAACAAAGAAAAGACGGACACAGCUCAUCGGGGUCUCCGCAACACGCAGCCUCCUCAUCAACUUGGCCGUGUGCGACAUGAUGGUGUUGUGCAUCUGCAUGCCGGUCAAUCUCGGACACCAGGUAUACAAAGCCUGGGUCUUUGGGGACUUCUUGUGCCGGGCAGUCCCCUUUGUGCAGGCUGUGUCUGUCUCCGCCAGUGUCCUCAGCCUGGCAGUCAUCAGCCUGAACCGAUUCUACAGCGUCCACAACCCCCUGAACGCCAGGUACUUCUUUACGUGGAGGAAGAUUUGCUGGAUGGUCGGGGUGGUCUGGACGCUCUCCUCAGGGCUUUGUGUCCCCCUUGCAUUUAUGAAUAAGACUAAGCGUCUAGAACUACCAGACCGAAAGCAGGUGAUCGAUCUCUGCGUAGAAAAUUGGCCUUACUUCAAGCUGAGACAAGCCUAUAACUUUCUGCUCUUUUGCACGCUUUAUGGCUUUCCGGUGCUUUUCAAUCUCAUCAUCUGCUUUCUCACAAUUCGCAAACUGUGGAACCCUGACGACAAACUAAAAGAAUACAACAAGUGCACAUUUGCACAGUUGGAGUCACGGCUGAAGGUACGCAAAAAAGUGGCCAAGAUGGUGGUGGCCUUGGUCGUGCUCUUCACACUCUCCUGGUUGCCUCUGUAUGUGGUGGACAUCUGGAUCGAUUUGAACCUGCCAAAUGGGCCUUUGGCUGAGGACGUCGGUUUUGAGCAGGACAGACACGAGUGGAUUGUCCACCUUCGACCUUUUGCACAGUGGUUAGGGCUCACCAACUCGGCCCUCAACCCCUUGUGCUACUGCUUUGUGGGGAACUUGUAUCGAUCUGCAAAGAAGUUUCGAAGAAGCUACGGGAAAAAAAUGUCCUCCGUCUUCAACCUGUCCUUGUCACAAUCCCAGGGCAGCACUGCCACCCCGAUGCUGAUCUCCUACAGAUACGCGCACGAUAAUCCGGGUCUGCAAGUCGGAGGCUGGAAGGAGUGUGACGAUCCAAGCAGCCGCCUCACGAAAUCCAAAAGCAUCUCCUCGGUGACCGUGUGCGAAACCGUGUUCGGCUGAGUGCGGCAGGCUGCUCUGGAGGGGAAUUUCGGAUUAAGUUGUGUGAAAUAUGACAUUAAGCGAUUAACAACAACGUGAACAGUGAGUAUAAAUAAUUACACGUGCCACUAAAUAGACCGAUUAUUCCUUAUUUCGUUAUGUGUUUAUUUCAGUGACAUGCACGCGUCAUGAAAUCAGCCCUGAAAUGAAAACUGUCAAAUGUGAGAGGGCGGGUUCUACCGAGUACUGUGAUUUGAUUGGUGAAUCAGCCGGUAACGCGGAGGCAAAUCGUCUACCAUCAAGUGUCAUAUUUAGAGUUCAGUGGUCCGGAAGACCCACAGUGGCUGCAGGUUUUCAUUCCAUCCAAAUUCACAAUUACUGAUAAUAGCUGGUCUCAUUUAUUUAGAUGGUCUUUUUUCCCUUCUCUUAUUCUGCCUUUAGUAAAACACAGCAGUAUGAUUUUUGCACUUAAGACAUUUAGAAAUAUUUCUAAUUUUGCUUUAAAAUACCUUUUUUGUUGUUGUCCUGUUGUUUUGUUAUUUUUCUGCGCAAUUUGAACCCUUUAUUGUAUCCUAAUAAUGAUAAUUAAAAACAAACAGAACUGACAGCCAGGUAAACAACAUUGAAUGAUGAAAGGCUGCAAUAACUUUAGCGUCAGACCCACUAAUUAGUAGAUAAUAAAUUAAACAAUCAAAACACCUGGAAAAGCAGAAUGAAAAUAAGGUUCAAAAUUGUUAAAAAGUAAAAAAAAAAAAAAAAAAUCCCCUUAUAAGUGCUUAGUACAUUUCAAUAAAAAAUAACCAAAAUUAGUUUUGUUAUUUCUCCAUUUACUCCAAAACACAGAAACUGGGAAAUAACAGCUCACUUAAUUUGUCCUAGGAGUCCAAUUAAAAACAAAAACCUGCAGGCACAGUGGGUCCCCAGGACUGCGUUUGGGAAGCACUGGAUUAGAUUAUACUUUACUUGUCCUCAUUAAGAACUUCACAUUUUACAGAAGCUUUGAAAAAUACAAGGCACUUCAGUUGCAGCCUCCUAAUAACUAGUUUCUUGAAUUGAAUCCGCUGCAUCA